GCUUUAGGUACGUGCUUACUUAUAACUUAGUUUAAAAAUUUAUAAGUUGUGACGGGAACCGACCAUGAGGCAAUCUUCCAGCGUGAUGGUGGCUGCAGUGUGGGUGGUGCUGGUGGUGGGCGCGAGCGCUGGCCCUGUGCGGCGCGCGCCAGACCUGGAGGCCCGGAGACGGAGCGCCAUUGACCGGAGCCUUGUCAGGUUUGGAAGAUCAUACCCCGCUGAACCAUCAGCAGCUGACCUACGGGAGUCCCUGCAACGACCCACGCGUCGUGGCAACAGUUUCCUGCGUCUCGGAAGAUCUCAACCCUUGACCCUCACCACUGACGACCUCGUCUCUCUUCUCCGCUCUUACGACGACGAAUACGAGCCCUUAGCCAAGAGAGCGUCAAACUUCGUCCGCUUUGGCCGCGACCCUCAGUUCAUCAGGCUAGGACGGUCUACCGACGACGAUAAGACUUUGGGUUACGAGCAGAGCUCCGACCUGGUCGUGAGCGGAUACCCUCAAAGGAAGAGCCGUGCUCGCGACCACUUUGUGAGACUCGGAAGGGACAGCGAGGAACUUGGCGAAAUGGACGAGGAAGUUGAGAGGAGGAAGAGGAGCGCAGAGUGCCAAGAUUGCCAUUAG
Messenger RNA from Pectinophora gossypiella (pink bollworm), 625 nucleotides. RefSeq names its product FMRFamide-related peptides-like (gene Fa). Lineage: Eukaryota; Metazoa; Arthropoda; Insecta; Lepidoptera; Gelechiidae. The record is from RefSeq and is a predicted model, not a curated record. Bases 65 to 625 code for a protein of 186 amino acids. The transcript is spliced from 3 exons.